AUGAAAAUUCAACCAAACAUCCCGCUUGUCAGAACACAUCCCGAAGAGCGGUAUGGAAGUGCAGAAGGUCCCGCUAGCCACGGUGAGACAGACGGUCUUGUGCAUGCUAUCCCGUUAGCUCCCGAGCCUUAUGCGGCGAAGCGCUUGUUGGGCGAAAUUGGGCGGGACGAGCCGAAAGGAUGUCCCAUAAGCAAGCAAGAAGCCGGUGACGAAGAAGGUGAGUGGAAGAAAUUUGACUGCGAAGUCGAUGAGUCUAGAUCUCAAUGGUAUAACCCCCGAAGGAAAAAUGGAAAAAACAGCGCAAAACGACAGGAACAAAUGAUAAAAGCGCAACCAAAGGAAAAGAUGAACCCAAAGAGCAGUUGUUGCCAAUUCUAUCCCAUCCGUCUAUGUGAUAAACGCCAAACAGAAGAAAGACCCAAGAGGAAAGCCAUUUUUGGAACCAAACGAGAACAAAGGAAGAAGAGAUAG
Nannizzia gypsea CBS 118893 is the source of this 471-nucleotide messenger RNA. RefSeq lists its product as hypothetical. The record is from RefSeq and is a predicted model, not a curated record. Lineage: Eukaryota; Fungi; Ascomycota; Eurotiomycetes; Onygenales; Arthrodermataceae. The coding region runs from base 1 to 471 and encodes 156 amino acids. The transcript has a single exon.